Messenger RNA from Pieris rapae (cabbage white), 1276 nucleotides. Its product is annotated as chymotrypsin-2-like. The transcript is spliced from 5 exons. Bases 17 to 796 code for a protein of 259 amino acids. Gene Ontology annotation, molecular function: serine-type endopeptidase activity. Gene Ontology annotation, biological process: proteolysis. NCBI's taxonomy places the organism in Eukaryota, Metazoa, Arthropoda, Insecta, Lepidoptera, Pieridae. The record is from RefSeq and is a predicted model, not a curated record.
AUCAACAAACAUUAUCAUGUUGCGGUACUUGGUGCUUCUCUGCGUGUUGAUAUGGUCUGCACAAGCUUCGAAAGCAGUUCCGAAGAUAGUAGGGGGAACGGAGGCUGCUGAAGGAGAGUUCCCAUACCUGGCUUCACUGAGAGUAUACGACUACCGAAAUGUGCUGACCCAUUUCUGUGGAAGCUCUAUCAUCUCCCAUUGGCUGGUGAUGACUGCAGCCCAUUGCAUGCUAGACUAUCCCAAGGACAGAAUUGAAGUAGUGGUCGGCACAAACGACUUUUGGAGUGGCGAUGCGAAAUACCAAAUCGAUAAAUACAUCAAUCACGAAAACUACAACAAAACUUCACUUGCGAACGACAUAAGUCUAAUUCUAGUUAACAGACGAAUUCAGUUGGGGGAGAAAGUUGGUUUAUCUAAAUUGCCGACAAAGGAUACUCCGGGCGGACUUGAUUUGAUAAUAGCCGGAUUUGGAUAUAUUGACAAUUAUAACACACGUCCUAAAAGAUUGCUAAAGCUGACUGUGAAAUCACUAACAGUAAAAGAAUGUCAAGAGAAACUUAAAAUGUAUGAAAACACGAAUCCAAUCACUGAUAAACAGCUCUGCACAUAUAAAGAUGAUAACCAAGGGACCUGUCAAGGUGAUUCUGGAAGUCCUCUUGUCUAUAAUGGAACUGUAGAUGGAAUAGCAUCCUUCAACGUUCCAUGUGCUAAAGGAGUGCCGGACGGAUUCACCAGGGUUUAUAAGUACCUGGAUUGGAUUACAACGACUGCCGGAAAACUUCCAAUACCUAUUUAAAAUAGUGUUAUUACAGAAACUUUUUCAUUUUUCACAAUUGAUAAGGAAGCUGUUAUUUUUUAAUUGCCUCGACAUUUUAAUAAACCCAUGUUAAAUCGUCUACUCUAUUAUCUUCCCAUGUACCUUUAUUAUUGUAUGAAAAUUACCAGAUCAUCAAUGUAAAUAAUUAUGUGAUUUCUUUUUUACCCACCACUCCUAUUAUUAUUGUCUACUACUCCUUAAUUUUUUUUUAAAUCACACAAAUUUAAGCCGUCACUUAUAAUAAUUAUAGAGGAGGAAAAGAUCUGAAAAGAUCAGCUGGCAUAAACUGGUACUCCAUAGUACAAGACCGACAAAAACGGGCAUCUUUGGAGGAUGGACUCAUAAAUAACUAAAAAGUAAAAACCAACCAAACCUACUAACCAAAAUCAAUGUUUUGGUUACUGUAAAGUAGCAACCAACUAUUGUAAAUCAGAAAAUAAAACGUGCGAACGUAUCUCA